CAGUCUUUGCAUAUUCACAGUUUCGUGGGCUUUUGCAUCAUUGCUUCUGAAUUGCUAAUGAAGAGCUCAAUAUAGCUUCUGAUGCAUUUCAGAUAUUCUGGGUGGUGACUGGCUAGAGUGUUACUGACAUCACAACAUACAGCUGUUGACUUUCUAUUGUCUCUGAGUCCUCCUCGGCAAGUGCUUUUAGACUGCUCUAGCAGGCACUCCCAAUGCCUGACUAAUCAGCUGGAUGUGUGUGCGGAGAGCUCUGUAGAGGAGCAAUGCAGAGCAUCAGUUUACAGAUACUAUGGAAAGUACAUCUUCAUUAACUCUGUAUGAUGAAGCAAAUACCAAUACAAUGAAGGCCACUGAAAAGUAUGAUAUAUCUGAUCCAAGACAGUCUAUUCCAGUCCAGAAAUCUACAGUGGUGACAAGGACAUGGGACUCCUCCUGCCAGAUUACAACUGGUUCAAUACAAUUGACAUCCUGGCUGACAACUGUGAAAAGGAACCUUGGGUUAUUUUAUUUCAUUUUUGUGGGACACCACAAUCCCAAAUCCAUAUUACACAUCAGGCUUCAAGCUCCCUGUAGAAUUCGAAAAUAACCUUUGCUAAUGAGGAUGUCUGAUACUGUUACUAUAAAAGAUGAAACUGAAACAAUGAAGGAUUUGGAGGCAGAAGUGAAAGAUACAACCAGAGUUGAAAAUCUUAUCAAAUCAGAAAACUAUGGGAAGAUUUUGGCAGAGAAGAAUGAACGUUGUAUUGACAACAAUAUUGAUUUGCAGCGGCCAUUGCAGUCAUUUGGACAGACAGGAAAAAGGUCUAAGUCAAGCUCAAAGUUAAAGCUAGUUCGGAGCCUUGCAGUGUGUGAAGAAUCUCCACCACCCCCUGCAGCAGAGAUAUCACAGGAGAACCAGGAGAAAAUUCAGAUCCAGUUAACACAAUCAUUUGAAAAAGAGGAGAAGCCCUCAAAAGAUGAAGCAGAAAAAGAAAAGGCCAGUGAUAAGUUGCCCAGAAAAAUGUUAUCAAGAGAUUCCAGUCAAGAAUACACUGAUUCAACUGGCAUAGAUCUACAUGAAUUUUUAGUAAAUACAUUAAAAAACAAUCCCAGGGACAGAAUGAUGCUGCUAAAAUUGGAACAAGAAAUUUUAGAUUUCAUUGGUAAUAAUGAGUCGCCACGUAAAAAAUUCCCCCCCAUGACAUCUUACCAUAGGAUGCUAUUACACAGAGUAGCCGCUUACUUUGGAUUAGACCACAAUGUUGACCAGAGUGGGAAGUCGGUCAUAGUAAACAAAACUAGCAAUACUAGAAUACCUGAUCAGAAAUUUAAUGAACAUAUUAAGGAUGAUAAAGGUGAAGACUUUCAGAAACGAUAUAUCCUCAAGAGAGAUAACUCUAGCUUUGACAAAGAUGAUAACCAGAUGAGAAUACGUUUAAAAGAUGACAGAAGAAGCAAGUCUAUAGAAGAAAGAGAAGAAGAGUACCAGAGAGCUAGAGAUCGAAUAUUUUCCCAAGAUUCCCUGUGUUCCCAAGAGAAUUAUAUUAUUGACAAAAGACUCCAAGACGAGGAUCCUAGUAGUACCCAGCAGAGGCGCCAGAUAUUUAGAGUUAAUAAAGAUGCUUCAGGGAGAUCUACAAAUAGCCAUCAAAGCAGCACUGAGAAUGAGUUGAAGUACUCAGAACCACGACCAUGGAGCAGCACAGAUUCAGAUAGCUCUUUCCGAAACCUGAAACCUGCCGUAACCAAAGCCAGCAGCUUCAGUGGAAUCUCAGUCCUGACAAGAGGUGAUAGUUCUGGAAGCAGCAAAAGCAUAGGCAGGCUUUCAAAAACAGGUUCUGAGUCUUCUGGUAGUGUAGGGUCAUCUACAGGCUCUCUUUCUCACAUCCAGCAGCCUCUUCCAGGUACAACUCUCAGCCAGUCUUCUCAUGGCGCACCUGUCGUCUAUCCAACUGUCAGCACUCAUAGUUCUCUUUCCUUUGAUGGUGGCCUAAAUGGGCAAGUCGCAUCUCCUAGUGCUAGCUUCUUUUUGCUUCCCUUGGAAGCGGCAGGCAUACCACCUGGCAGUAUUCUGAUCAACCCACAAACAGGCCAGCCCUUCAUAAAUCCAGAUGGGAGUCCGGUUGUGUAUAAUCCUCCUAUGACUCAACAACAAGUUAGACCCCAAGUGCCUGGACCUCCACAGCCACCUCUGCCACCCCCACCACCUCAGCAACCAGCAGCUAAUCACAUUUUCUCACAGCAGGAUAACCUUGGGUCUCAGUUUAGCCACAUGAGUCUUGCCCGCCAGCCAUCCGCUGAUGGUUCUGACCCUCAUGCCACCAUGUUCCAGUCUACUGUUGUUCUUCAGUCCCCACAGCAGUCUGGUUAUAUCAUGGCAGCAGCCCCUCCACCACAUCCUCCGCCACCACC
Messenger RNA from Carlito syrichta (Philippine tarsier), 2391 nucleotides. It is a transcript of the gene R3HDM1, whose product is annotated as R3H domain containing 1. The transcript has 17 exons. The annotation marks the transcript as partial. The record is from RefSeq and is a predicted model, not a curated record. NCBI's taxonomy places the organism in Eukaryota, Metazoa, Chordata, Mammalia, Primates, Tarsiidae. Gene Ontology annotation, molecular function: nucleic acid binding.